Messenger RNA from Dibothriocephalus latus, 531 nucleotides. The record is from the annotation of a GenBank genome assembly. Lineage: Eukaryota; Metazoa; Platyhelminthes; Cestoda; Diphyllobothriidea; Diphyllobothriidae.
AUGGCAAACAACCACUAUUGGCAGAUUGCCUUCAAAGUGCUGGCCCAACGCAGUUUCGGACCCGGUGAACGCAGAACCCAAUUCCUGCUACGUCUACAGACCCGAGAGAGGGCGGUUAUGUGGGCUCUGGACACGCCACCCAAAGAGCACACUAACCUCUACGGUGUGCACAAAUUUUUCCUCGGGUUGGCCGCGGACGGGACAGCCUUUGGUAUCUUUUUGCUGAAUUUUAACGACCAGGAAGUGGAAUUUCAGCCCAUGCCGGCCCUCACUUACCGGACCAUUGGCGGUAUCCUGGACUUCAUCAUAUUUUUGGGCCCACACACGCAGGACGUUGACAUCGAUUACAUAGACGGCAAGAGAGACUGGACCGUAGAUCCCGUAAGAUUUGCCGGCCUUGGAGACUUUAUCCGGGAGACGAUUCACGGCCAGAACGAUAUGCGCGCAGUGAUCAUAUUCGAUGCAGCUAUUCAGGCCAGCUUGGAGUCAAACUACGAGGUCUACUGGGACGGCCUACGCAAGGGAGUAUAA